UGGAAGUGUGUAUUGUAUUGUGUUUUGUUUAGAUUUUAGCUUGGUAUUUUAUUGGUGCAUUGCAGUAAAAUUUAUACAGCUAAUAAAGAGUAAUAUUUGUUUUUAAUUAUGAUGAGAACUAGAUUUUUAUUAAUAUGUUAACGUUAAUUAUAAUAAUUGUUUUAACUGUGUAAACUUCUGUGAAAAUGCUGUGAUAUUUUAAUAAGUGCUUAUAUAUUUUGAAACAAUUAUCGGUACUGUUAAAAAUGACUGUUACUUACACUGGGGAUGUAGCGACCUGUCGCGGAUUUGGAACUUUUCUUAAAGUUUUAAACAGAUGGCGUGGAAGUAUUUACAAAUUAAUAUGGCUGGAUCUUCUUGUAUUUUUACUUCUAUAUUACUUUUUGAAUUUAAUAUAUCGACUGCUACUAGAUGAAGAAUCGAAAAGAAUGUUUGAAGGUGUCGUGAACUACUGCAGUUUUCAUGGGAAUGUCAUACCUUUGUCAUUCGUGCUGGGUUUCUAUGUAACAGUUGUAAUGAACCGUUGGUGGAAUCAAUACACGACGAUUCCUUGGCCUGAUUCAAUAGCGGUCUUUGUUUCUGCAUCAAUCCACGGUCAGGAUGAAAGAGGCCGUCUAAUGCGACGUACAAUACUUCGAUAUGUGUGCCUUUGUCUAACAAUGGUACUAACUAUGAUAUCACCAAGGGUUAAAAAGCGCUUCCCGACCCUCGACAACCUAGUCGAGGCGGGCCUCCUAAUAGACAACGAAAAGAGUAUAUUAGACAAUCUUAAUCAAAAGUUUCCUAAACCAUCCAAGCAUUGGUAUGACAUAUUUCUAGUACCGUUGCCGAUUGUAUGGGCUACAAGUAUUGUGACGAGGGCGCGGAAGGAAGGUCGGAUUAGGGACGAUUUCGCUGUUAAGACGAUAAUUGAUGAACUGAAUAAGUUUAGAGGGCAAGCUGGUUUGCUCCUGAGUUAUGAUACAAUCAGUGUACCCCUUGUUUAUACGCAGGUAGUAACUAUAGCUGUAUACUCAUAUUUUAUAACUUCAGCAUUGGGUAGUCAAUGGGUAGACCACAAAUUGCAGUCCCAUAGUGAAUCGGUCUAUAUAAGUAAUAUAGACCUGUACUUUCCCAUAUUUACGACAUUAGAGUUCUUCUUCUACAUGGGAUGGCUUAAAGUCGCCGAGUCGCUGAUAAAUCCCUUUGGAGAAGAUGAUGACGACUUUGAAGUUAACUGGCUGAUUGACAGAAAUUUGCAGGUAUCAUAUAUGAUCGUUGACGAAAUGCACCAUGAGCAUCCAGAAUUAGUUAAAGAUCAGUACUGGGACGCGGUGUUCCCAUCGGAACUGCCAUACACGAUAGCAACUGAGAACCAGCGUGAAGAGCAUCCAGAACCUUCGACGGCCCGCGUGGCUGUCCCACUACGCCAACGGAGUAUGGUCACAAUAAACCCCUCAAGUGUGAAAAUUGACGAGAUGAUGCCAUCUAACACCGUGAGUUACAAGUUCGCUCCACCCGAGCAAUUGCAAAUGAACGAUGACGCGCAAUCCGGCAUUCACUUUAUGGUCACAAGAGGAAGUAGGCGGGGCAAGAGAGAUGAGAGGAACUCCAUGGGGUCCAGUAACUCCAUGGUGUCUCUUCAGCAGCCAAUGACAAGGACAAAUUCAGUUACGUCUAUGCUUAAACGGCUGUUCUCGAAAGAAGAUCAAAGAACGGUGGUGCCCUCGCAGACUGACGGUGUUGGCAGGUUCAUGGUAUCAGCGAGCAAUCCAGCGUUGAAUAAACCAGCAGCUGCUAUGAGCGGAAGUAUGAAGAUAGCGAAUGACGUUAUUGAAGAAGUGGAUGAACAGGCCACAAUUACCAGUAUGGGGAAGCGACCGGACAUCCGGCCGACAGCGAUGAGUCUUUUCGCCCAAGGGCCACCGACACCAAGUAAUCCCGUCACAGUGCCUUCAAGGAACUCUAGCAAUGGUCCAACUGACAGUCGUCUAUCAACAUCGGCGCCAUCUCAAUGGGCGAGGGAGGAAUCAAAUGAAGGGACCAGAAGUCCAGCCAAAAGUCUGUCUGCGACUUCCUUCCCAGAUAUGGAGCGGCCCAGGCUUGAUAGCGAUGUUGGGCCAUCACUCAGUGCGGUUGGCAGUCAAACAUUGUUGGAUGAAGUUGACGGUGGUGAUGACGAUGAAGACUUUAACAGGCUUCGCAGUGUAAGGGAACAACAUCGCAAAGACAAAUAUCUACAGAGGCUUAUGGCUAGAUCAGUCAGCGCACAACAGCAAACUGGAAGUGGUGAGGUGCUGGAUACAGACUUGUUGCUAGAAGAACUAAUGAAAAUGCAAGCUAAAAUGACUCAAGAGGAGGAUGUCAAGGAAAACAAGCCUAAUGACAAAAAUGCAACUUGACCUAGACUUCUUUUCUCAUGGGAUAAGGUCUCCUGAGUACAUUCCAGUAUUAACAAUUGUGAUAAUUUACACUAUUUAAGUACAGCCUUGGAAAUCAUGCUACUGUUUUGUAUUUAAUUGAAUAAGAAAUAAAUGAAUUGAGUACUUUUA
Pieris brassicae (large cabbage white) is the source of this 2531-nucleotide messenger RNA. It is a transcript of the gene Best1, whose product is annotated as bestrophin-4. The transcript has 13 exons. Lineage: Eukaryota; Metazoa; Arthropoda; Insecta; Lepidoptera; Pieridae. The coding region runs from base 246 to 2381 and encodes 711 amino acids. The record is from RefSeq and is a predicted model, not a curated record. Gene Ontology annotation, molecular function: chloride channel activity.